Molecule: messenger RNA, 1216 nt
Organism: Formica exsecta
Lineage: Eukaryota; Metazoa; Arthropoda; Insecta; Hymenoptera; Formicidae
Product: small integral membrane protein 8-like
Exons: 2
Coding region: 142-405 (87 amino acids)
Source: RefSeq, a predicted model, not a curated record
AUGGACAACUAAUAUUUACACUGACAAAUUCUGAAAAUUUUGUUAUUCAAUAUAUUACGUAUUUAAGUAAAAACGUGUGUGUUUGAUAAAUGUGGAAUAUUAUAGCUGAAAAAUAGCGUAUAAAUAUUGAAAAAACACAAUAUGAGUAAUAAAAAUGCUCGCGAAACAACGCCAGGUGAUGGUUUACGAUCAUUACGAAGCACUUCAUUAUUUCGCGCUAUCAAUUUCGAGUUGUACAUCAAGCCGAACAAAACUGUUAUGAUUCUCGGUAUCGUAGCAAUGUUGGGUUGUUCAGGGUAUAUAUUUUACAUGAAUUCCGGUCAAAGGAAAAACGAUUACCAAGCUAUGAUGAAAUCGGACGAUACAGUAGUAUUAGUAAGAAAAACUUCUAAAUGGACCGACUGAAUAAGAACGAUAUAUUAUAUAUGAUACUUUCUAUAGUCUAACUAAUAUUUAUUCAAUUUUUAAUAAUAUAUAUAUUAUCGACUAUGUAUAUACAUGUUUAUAUAGAUUUAUAAAGAGUUUGGAACAAUAACAUACUGAAUCACACGAGAAACAUUCAAGCGAGUCCUUUUAUUUUAUUUAAAAAUUUAUGAUAUACUAAUCAAAACUCUUAUAAAAAUUAAUUAAAUUACUGCAAAAAAAAUCUAUUGAAUUUUUCGAUUGCCUUUUCCAGCUUUUUUCUUGUCAAAAAUUGGCUUAAAGAUUCCAUGCUAUUGCCUCUAGUGCUUUGCAUAUAACAUUAUGAUACUCUAUUAUAAAUAUUCGAAUACACAACUCAUAUAUUAUUAAUAUUUAUUAUCAAUAACAAUUACAUAUCAAUAAAUCAAUAAAAAAAUUGAUUUAAUUUUUAUAUUUUAAAAAUGCCUUUGUAACUAAAUGCAUUCUACAUUUUUUUUUUCUAUAAUAUGCCAUUAAUCUGUAAUUGUUACAAAUAUCUCACAAUUUCACAUAAAAUUUUUAUAUAAUAAAAUUUAUAUGCAAAAUUUUCAUUUACUAAGAUGUGUUCCAUCAUGCCUAAUAAUAACUAAUAAUAAUUUUUUUUAUAAUAGAAACAGUUGUAAUUAUUAUAUAUCAUUAGUUGCAUUCUAUAUAACAACAAUGUUAUAAACAUUCUAUUAAUAGCAACUACAGGUUAAUGUAUUUAUGGAUUUAUAUGAGAAGCUUCCACGAAAUAAAGUCUAGUCAGCAAACCAAAAAAAUAAAAGAAAAAAAA